Eimeria necatrix is the source of this 1452-nucleotide messenger RNA. RefSeq names its product myosin, putative. Gene Ontology annotation, cellular component: cytoplasm; vesicle; myosin complex. The transcript is spliced from 6 exons. Bases 1 to 1452 code for a protein of 483 amino acids. NCBI's taxonomy places the organism in Eukaryota, Apicomplexa, Conoidasida, Eucoccidiorida, Eimeriidae. The record is from RefSeq and is a predicted model, not a curated record. Gene Ontology annotation, molecular function: microfilament motor activity; actin filament binding; ATP binding. Gene Ontology annotation, biological process: actin filament organization; vesicle transport along actin filament.
AUGGAGGCCAAGGCGGGGGGCAAGAAGGGGGGGGCCCCCGGGGGGCCCCCGGGGGCCCCCGGGGCCCCCAAGGCCAAGGCCAAACUCGAACGCAAGUACUCCCUCGUGGAACUCGGGGACUACUUGGUGGGCUCGAACGUGUGGGUCCGCGAGAAGCAGCGGGAGGACUUGUACGCGUUGGCGAAGGUGGUUUCGAUUGCGGGGACUUCUUUGAAUGUCGAAGUCGAGGGAGUUUCCAAAACGGUGCAGCAAGAAGAAUGUUUAAACGCUAAUGUAGGGUUUUCUCCGGAAAGCUGCAACGACCUUUCCAAGCUGCCCCACGCCAACGAGGCCGCCGCCCUCCACAUCAUCCGCGAGAGGUACCUCCGCGACAUCAUCUACACGUACGCGGGGCGGCUGCUGAUAGCGCUGAACCCCUUCAAAGCCAUCGCGGGACUCUACGAACCCGCGGCCAUCACUCGCUACCAAAACGCAGACACUUCGCGGGGCUUUCCCGCGGAGUUGCCGCCGCACACUUUCGCCGUGGCGCAGUGCGCGAUGGACUUGAUGCGCCUCGCCCGCGAAAACCAGUCCUGCGUGGUUUCGGGGGAGAGCGGCGCGGGCAAAACGGAAACUGCCAGACAACUUAUGCAGUAUUUCGCCAGCGAUAAGGAAGGCUCUCGAGGUUCUCGAGUGCAAGACAUCAUUUUGGGCGCAAAUCCGGUGCUCGAGGCCGUCGGAAACGCAAAAACUUUGCGCAACAACAACUCCUCGCGCUUCGGGCGCUUCGUCAAGCUCGAAGUCGCGCCCACAGGAGGCAUUCACGGGGGCCUCAUUAACAACUACAUGUUGGAGUUAUCUCGAAUUGAAUUUCAAGGCCAGGGCGAACGCAAUUACCACAUUUUCUACCAAAUGAUCAAAGGGCUCACUGCCGAGGAGAAGGCCAGCUGCGAACUCAAGCAAGCCACCGAAUACGAAUUCCUCAACAAAAGCGGCUGCUACGAAGUCGAGACAGUCAACGACCUCCAGGAAUUCGCAGACGUCAGGCAGCAGCUCGAUUUGAUUUUAUCCAAAGAAGAGCAGCUGGCUUAUUUCAAGGCUUUGUCUGCUGUCUUGCUUUGCGGAAACAUUAAGUUCAAUAAUGUGCAGGCAAUGGGCACAGACAAAGCUGCAAAGCUGCAAAACGAAGGCGACUUCGACAAAAUUGCUUCUCUUUUUGGAGCCAAGAAAAAUACCUUGCUGGAGGCUUUGACCAUCAACACUGUUGAAGUGCGGGGAAACAUCAUCAAAAGUCCUUUGUCUGCAGAACAAGCUUUGGUGAUGUGUCGCUCAAUGGCAAAGGAAGUUUACAGCGUUUUGUUCGACUUUAUUGUCGAGUCUUUCAACAGCAAAAUCAGCUUCGAUCACGAAAACAAAGUUUGGAUUGGAGUGGGUUCCAAAGAGCCAGGCUGCGAGUUUUGGACAUUUAAAUAA